AUGGUUUCCUUCUUCGGCCUCAAGUUAGGCGGUGACAAGAAGAAAAAGCCGGACAAGGUUCAAGAGCCUCAAGCUCCGCAACAGCCACGAAAGAUCGAUCAGAACCUUCUCGGUGAGGGUCAGUUCUUUGGUACCAAUGUCAACAAGAAGGGCGUCGUCAAUGGCAGCAUCCGCUCCUUCUCGCGGCCGGGCACCGCAUAUUCAAACAGGACCAGCGCCUUCAAGACCACGCCCUACGCCCACGACACUCAUAACCUCGCGGCCUCUAGCAUGUAUGAUCUGUCUAACAUGAACAACCUCACCCGUGUGCCAAGCUUCACCAGCCUCAAGCAGUCCGCUUCCGACACCGCUCUGCGCGGUAAUUUUGGGAACACGUCCACCGUAAGCCUCGGCCUCCCUCCGAGCAUCAGCGCAGGUGCGGGCUCGUCUGCUCGCCCGAGCACCUCGCACGGCGGCCAAGGUGCGACGAAACCAUGGGUGAACCCGCUCGACGUGCACUUCAACCGGCCUACGCCCACUGGGUCCAAAUCGCCACUCGGCCAGUACGCGCUGCAGCUGAACGUUGACAGCGACGGAUCAUCCUUGUUGGGUGACAAGCCCGAGAAUAUCGCCGACGCCAUCUCAGACCAGAUCGACCGAGAUGAGAAAGAGGCAAAGGCUCGGGCACAGCGAGCCUUUAGCUCCUCUUCAGGUGUGCGGCCAAAGGACCUGCGCGUCCCAUUGACCAGCUCUCACUCUUACCCGUCCCCUCCUGAGUCGGUUACGGGGGAGCGCGCCGUUUUUGCUAGUUCCAAACGACCCAUGGAUCGGUCCCAGAGCCCUCUCUCCAAAGCGGAUGCUAGUAGUGGCCCUCAUAGACCGCUGUCUCACGGCUUCAACGGUCCGACAGAGCUGCCGAGCCCACCGAUGUCGCAGGAGGAAGACGACGAGGAGCGAGCAAGCUGGGAGAGCAGGCCCAUCAUCCAGAACGUUGCGGCGAAGCGAGAUACGCUCACCAUCAACCCCGGACGGCGACAAAGCUUGUCGAUGAAGAUUGAAGAGCUCGAGAGGACGCUCGUCAACCAGCAGAGGGCCCACGAGGGAGCGGCACGGGCGGCUCAGGCGGCUCAGCAAGAAGCGGAGCAACGAUUUGGCCAGGGCGAAAGACGGCCAUCUCUGCCCUUUGCUGAGCGAGGACCACGCUCGCAGAGUCCAGCAGGUACGCCAGGCAUGCGGCCUCCGAUGCAUCACGGCGAAGGUCCUCGACCACAAAGCCCUAUGGGACGACCGGUACGGCCACAGAGCCCCGCUGGAAUGCGAGGUCCUAUGGGCGGACCUCGGACCCAGAGCCCUAUGGGCAGACAUCCACGUCCACACAGCCCGGCUGGCAUGCGAGGACCUCGACCGCAAAGUCCGGCCGGCUUCCACGGCCCGCAUCCUCAUGGUCCGGCCGGUAUGCGGGGCCCACCACGUGGCCCUCCGCCUCGAGGACCGCUCCCACGCCCUCGCAGCCCCGCGGGUAUGAGAGGGCCUCGCCCAGAUAGCCCGAGCGGCAUGCGCGGUCCGCUAGACCGACCUCCACGCCCACACAGCCCUUCAAGCCACGGCUCCCGGAAUCAGAGCCCCAUGGCCCGGCAUCGCAGACCUGAGAGCCCGGCAGGACAACAACCUAGGCAUGGCCAGUGGUCUCAGCCGCCGCCAAUUGCGCAACAACCUCGGCCACAGAGUCCUUCGGGUUAUGGACCACACAACCAUAGCCCAGUGGGACGGGAGUCUAGGCCAGAUAGCCCGGUAAUCAGGCAUCCUGUCCAAGUGCGGCAUCCGCCCCCGGAGGAAGCACAAGCACCACCGCCUCGGCCACAUAGCCCUGCCGGUCUGCAGGCCCCCCGAUCCGGAAGCCCACUGAAUCAGACUCAGCGCGCAGAGAGUCCCAUGGACCCGGAUCGGCGGGUCAUUUCCCCUGUGAGCCAGUCUACGAUCAGCAGUCCGCUGGCAAAUUCAUUCUCGGCUGCUUCUCUUGGCCGUCCGCCUACGAGCCGACCCCCUCGACCAAAGCCGGAUGAUCCCCCUGAUCGAUCCGCCUCAGCUGCUACCACCGUUCCGGGCCCCGGAGCCCGAGCCCGAGCCCGAGGUCUCGAAGCCGCCCAACUUUGCCCGCCCGCGUCCCCCACCGCUCAAAGCCACGUCGCGGGCCCUCGUCCCCCCGACUCCCACGUCGGCCGACUGGCCUCUGCCGUCUCCGAACGCGCCGCAGGCCUCGAACGGCUCCUCGCCGCCGCUCUCGCCGACGUCGCCGCCGCCGCUGUCACCGCCCCUGCACUCGCCGUCCUCCUUCACGCACCAGCCGCUCUCGCCGCCGCCGCGCAGCCCGGCCCGCCCGAUGGUGCGCGCCAAGCCGCCCCCUCCGCUCGAGUUCUCGGCCGAGAGCUACACCGCGGCCGUGGGGCCGGGGCCCUGGACGCCGCCGCUGCGCAGGCCGACGAUCGACGGCACGGCGGACCCGGACCAGCGGCCCGUGACGGCCGGCAAGCAAGGAGUGGGGUCGGGGUCGGGGUCGUCGUCGUCGCCUUCGCGGACCGUGGUGCCGGCGGCGGAGAGGGAGCAGUUCUUCGACAAGGGGUUCGACUUUGGGCUCGGCCCGGCGCUGUCGCCGUCGUCGCCUGUGCGGAGGCCGAAUCACGGGCUGCAGAGCCCGACGGGGAUCGCGGAUAA
This is a messenger RNA of Thyridium curvatum, 2691 nucleotides long. RefSeq lists its product as uncharacterized. The record is from RefSeq and is a predicted model, not a curated record. NCBI's taxonomy places the organism in Eukaryota, Fungi, Ascomycota, Sordariomycetes, Thyridiales, Thyridiaceae. The coding region runs from base 1 to 2691 and encodes 896 amino acids. The transcript has 3 exons.